AUGGACCGCCCCCAGACGGCGCCCGCCAAGAAGAGCUCGGCGUUCGCGAGUGGUCCCACGGUUGAGUCCGCAGACUUCUCCGGCAACUCUGACAGCUUGGAGCAGCUGGACCGAUGCCUGGCGGAGGUUCCGAAGGAGCAGCAGGAUGAGCUCUGGCCCGCUCCGCUCUGGCCCGGGCACUUCUGCAAGAGGUCCCUGCUCCAGCUUAGGGACUCGAGCGGCUUGGCUACGCAGCAGCCACCCUACUCCUUCGUGGUGCGAUAUGACAUCAGGCCGGUUGUCAAGCAGCUGAGCGAGAAGUCCGCGUACCUGAUGCUGCUUGAUGGCGAGAAGCUGCGGCGAGCCGGCCACGGCUCGGGCUUAGAUGUCAUCGCCGCCUCAAAGUCCUGGAUAGCCUGGAGGGCAUUGUGCGCUCCUCCGCACAUGCUGGCUCGAGACGCAAAGGGCAAGCUUGUGGGGGAAACCGUGGUGCAGCCCGAGCUGGAUGCCCACAUGAACGGUGAGGGCGUACUGCUCAUGACUGUGGUGCUCACCUCCGACAUCAAGAACAGGCAGCUGUGGCAGACCGCAGGUGACCUCGUGAGCUACCGUCUCGGCAGCCCACCGGUGCUGUGUGGCCUUUGCGGCGUGUCCGUCCCCAUGCGCGAGCUCAGCAGCCACCAGAGGGACCAGUGCCGGAUGGUGGUUGCGCCAUGCCCCCGAUGCCAAAAACAGGUGCCCAUCCGGGAGCUUGUGACACAUCAGGUCAGCCCAGAUUGCCUGAGCACUUUCAGCAUGGGCACACAAACGCUGGAGAAGAAGAUGCAGGACGCACCGUCCCAGUGCAGCGUCCCAGCGCUGCUUCCUGCAGGCGUGCAGACCAGCUAUGCUCUCUACGCGCCAGAGAAUCUGAGAUCCGAGGAGCCCGUACCGGCCUUGGUGCCCUCCGCGGCCGUGCGCUGGACGCGGCCGCCUCCGGAGGCCCGGCCUCGCGAGUACCAGCUGGCCAUCAGCGAGUUCCGUGGAGACUCAAGCCUCCGGGAGCAGUGGUCCCUGCUUCGGGUGGAACUCCUUGAGAUGGCGAUGCUCGAGAAGCGAGGCCUGCGUGCGGAGCUUCGCCACGAGCUGACUCACCUGCGCCCUGGCACGAAGUACCGCCUGGAGCUGCAGCCCCGCGCGCCGGAUGGAAGCCUGGGCCCUGCGGCUGUGGUCGUGCUGACCACGCUGAGCCGCCUGGCAGGCUUCGAGGGCUUCUCGCCCGAAGACAAGGCCAGCCUCGAGGCGGUGCAGCAGCCCCGACAGGGGUGCCGGCCAGAGUCCGUCAGCCAACGGGAGCAGUCCACACAGGCAGGACCUGGCUUCAUUCCAGGAGCCUGCAAGAGUGAGAUAUCCCGGGAGAUCGGCGUGCAAGCGUUCCCUGCUGUGCUGGAGGAGGCUGCAUGCCAAGUGGACCCCAUCAUACCAGUCAGAAGAGACAUCGCGUGCGGGGAGGAGUGGGCCUCCUUCACCACCACCGGCAUCCAGUGCAAGGCUCAGACCUACGAGUCUUCGGUGCAAAGUGCAACGGACGUGGGACACAGCUCUUGCCAGGCUCAGUUUCCGCCCCGGUCCGUCACUGGCGACCGUAUGGCAGAGCUGGAGAUGGACAUGCAGGCGGCGAUCCCUGGUGCGCGUGCCGUCCUGCGCCAGGUGGGCAACCCCGAACUGAUACGGCUGUGCCUCGCACUGGUUGCCAACGUCCUUGCGCUGGCAAGCAUUCUCAUGGCAGACAUCUCUACGGAGGAGCUUUGGCCUAUGCUGGGUGUGCUCCUCUUGAUCAUUCCCCUCAAUGGCUUGGAGUUUGCCUUCUUUGAGGAACUUGCGGCCGCCAUCGCUUGCGAGUCGGUCUCUGCACUGCAGGUGCUGACGGCCUUUCGCCGCCGCGCAGAGGCCAUCCACAACGCCUGCAACUGCGUCCUGUGCUUCGUAGAGGAGGCAUGGCAAUGGGCAGAGGAGGCUGACACCCACCUGCGAGAGACUGGCAACCUGCUUGGGCCGCUGCAUGGUGUGCCAUGCUCGAUCAAGGACCACCUGGCACUGAAGGGGCAUCUGGUCACCAUGGGCCUUCGUAAUGUGCGUGAGCAGCAGGAGAAGAGGCCCAUCGACCGGUCCAGCACUCUGGCCAAUGCCCUGAGGAGUGCCGGCGCCAUCAUCUUCUGCAAGACCACCAUGACGCAGCUCGGGGAGACGUGGGGUGGCGGCAGCCCCGCACACGGGGAUACUCUGAAUCCUUGGGACACCCUCCGGACGUCUGGUGGCAGCUCUUGUGGCGAGGGUGCUUUGCUGGGCGCGGCCGGCUCACCCUUUGGCAUCGGCUCGGAUGUGGGCGGCUCGGUGCGGAUCCCUGCAUCCUUCUGCGGCAUCUGUGCCCUGAAGCCCACGGCCUUCCGAUUGACCUUCAACUGGGAGACAGGGCAGACGAUCCUCGGGCAUCCCGGAGACUACGGCGUACCUGCCACGCCCGGACCCAUGGCACGGCGUGUGGAGGAUCUGGUUGAGGUCUGUGCAGCUGUCUGGGACACGCCAUACUACGAUUCAGACAUACGCAUUCCACCUCUGCCGUUCAGCAGAGAAGCAACGCAAGUGCGAAGGCCGCUGCGCAUUGGCUGGUAUACUCAUGGGUAUGUCUACCCGGAACCCUGCAGAUCAGUAGUGCGUGCUGUGGAGGAGGCGAGAGACGCGCUGAAGGCAGCUGGGCACACGCUCCUGCAGGUGCAGCCAUGGGAAGCUUGCCCUUUGGCUGACAUCGUUGGCUGCGAUGUUGCAAUGGAGAGGUUGACGGACACUGAUGGUGGGCUCGUGGUUGGAGCAGUGCCGCAGUCUUCUGGAAGCCAGGAUUCACAUCCUGACCACUGGUCGCACCCUUCAUCCAAGGCCAUGGUUCCGAAGCCCGGCACGAAGUCAACAUGGCACACGAAGAUGCCUCCAACAAACACGCCCAAGCGCUACCAGGCAGCGCUGGCAACACGCGACCGGCUGCGGGACAAGUUUGCCAAGUUUUGGAAAGAGAGCGGCCUCGAUCUCUUGCUGUGUCCAGUUUUCCCUUUUCCUCCUCCUCCAGUCGAAGAGGUGAGGAAGGGCAGUGGCCGAUAUAUUCACACUCGAAUCUACAACUUCAUGGACUAUGCUGCUGGGGUGGUGCCCACUACACGAGUGUCGCAGGAGGACCUGGCGCAGGGCUACGACCCGAAGACCGAUGAUGUGCCGUUGGCAGAAAUGGCGAUGCGAGCGGUGGAGUCCUCGCUGGGAUUGCCCGUGGCGGUGCAGAUGGUGGCCCCCCCAUGGAGGGAGGAGAUCUGCCUGGGAGGCAUGCUGGAGGCGGGCCACGACAACAAGUUUGAGACUGCUUGGUGCAACGCCCGUUUUUGGACCACCCAACCCAUUCCCCGCCCGGAGCUGCUCAGCCGCGAACAUGCUCGCAUGAGUCCUCGCAGGUCGAGCGCUUGA
Messenger RNA from Symbiodinium natans, 3465 nucleotides. The record is from the annotation of a GenBank genome assembly. NCBI's taxonomy places the organism in Eukaryota, Dinophyceae, Suessiales, Symbiodiniaceae.